Messenger RNA from Suricata suricatta (meerkat), 5035 nucleotides. RefSeq names its product zinc finger protein 322 (gene ZNF322). Lineage: Eukaryota; Metazoa; Chordata; Mammalia; Carnivora; Herpestidae. The coding region runs from base 923 to 2104 and encodes 393 amino acids. The record is from RefSeq and is a predicted model, not a curated record. The transcript has 5 exons.
GCCGCGGGGCCCGGAGGGAGGGGGAGGGGCGCGGCGGGACCGGAGAGCAGCCCCCACCCCCUCGCCGGCCCCCCGGCCUCCGCAGGGCAAGAGCCGCCGCCGCUACUCGCCGCCGCCGAGCGGGGUCUGUGACCUCCCCCCACCCCGGACGGCGGACCGAGAGACAGUCAAUGAAAAGUUGGAAGAAGAGAAGCUCAGUACGGUCGCUCCUGCAGAUAAUAGUAAACAUUACCAGGCACUUUUCUAAGCGUUCUGUAUCUCAUGCUGGGGAAGAACCCAAGGGCAUUGAAUGAAGUCAGACCCCCCUCCCCCCAGCAUCUUCAAGGCAGAGAUCAGUUAUGUGGCACUCAAAGGUGCAGAAGAAUCUGGUUUUUAACCACUUCAUAAGUAUUGGAGAGCUGCAUCGUAUAUGACAUGGCACCAUAUAUGCUUAUCAACUACGUCUUGGAGUGUGUGGUGGUAGAAGAAUGGGUCCUUGACUUUAGAAGUUGAGGAUUCUUGCUGUUUUGCCAAGAGCUGGUGGGGAAGGACCUGAUGGCCGCAAGGGGCAGGUGCCUCUUGCAGGAGAAACAGAGUGAGAGGGAAGAAUUGCGUGCUGUGAAUAUUUAAUGGACCAGAGACCUUUUGAACCCCAAAGGAAGACCAUCUUUGAGACUUUGUGGUUACCAAGGCGGUCCACGGAGAGAGGUCGGACUGGCGGGCCCGGAAAGCAGGGCACUGUCCCCGCGGCUGGCUUCCAGGGUUGGAAAUACCGAGUAAGGAAUUAGUGUGUAGGAUGCUGGAAACUUGUAGAGACAAACCACUCAUGACCGAAAGGCCUAGAACCGAUGUAUCUUUCAUGCUCUUACCAAGAAGACAGCUCUGAAGAAGAUGAUGGGUCAGGAAGACCAGUGGAAAACUCCCUAGGAGAGAGCCAGAGAAGAUGUACGCUUCAGAAGAGAGAGAGAAUCAGAGAACUCAGAGAAGGAAAGUCUAUCAUGUAUGCCCUCAGAAGGGUAAAACAAUUUUUAUCCACGUGCAUGAGAUUACUCAGCUAGACGGUCAGCUGCACCAGUGCCUUGAACGUGAGCAAAACUUCUGUGAACACUUGGCUCUUAUUAUGUGCGAGAGAGCCCAUCCUGGCGAGAAACCUUACAGAUGUGACAUGUGUGAGAAAAGCUUCGUCCAAAGCUCCGACCUUCUCUCACACCAGAGGAUCCACACUUACGAGAAACCGUAUAAAUGCAGCAAAUGCGAGAAGAGCUUCUGGCACCACCUCGCCCUUUCAGGGCACCAGAGGACACACGCGGGUAAGAAGUUCUACACGUGCGACAUCUGUGGCAAGAAUUUCGGCCAGAGCUCCGACCUGCUUGUGCACCAGCGAAGCCAUACGGGCGAGAAGCCGUAUCUGUGUAGCGAGUGUGACAAGUGCUUCAGUCGAAGCACAAACCUCAUAAGGCACCGAAGAACUCACACGGGAGAGAAACCGUUUAAGUGUCUGGAGUGUGAAAAGGCUUUUAGUGGGAAAUCCGACCUCAUCAGCCACCAGAGGACUCACACCGGUGAAAGGCCCUACAAGUGCAACAAGUGUGAGAAGAGUUACCGCCACCGCUCGGCCUUCAUCGUCCACAAGCGAGUCCACACCGGCGAGAAGCCCUACAAGUGCGGCGCCUGUGACAAGUGCUUUGGCCAGAAGUCCGACCUCAUCGUCCACCAGCGCGUGCACACGGGGGAGAAGCCGUACAAGUGCCUGGAGUGCAUGCGGAGCUUCACGCGGAGCGCCAACCUCAUCAGGCACCAGGCGACUCACACGCACACUUUCAAAUGCCUGGAAUACGAGAAGAGUUUCAGCUGUAGCUCAGACCUUAUUGUGCAUCAGAGGAUCCACAUGGAGGAGGAACCGCGCCAGUGGCCUGCGUGCGACAGCGGCUUCCUCCUGGGCAUGGACUUUGUUGCCCAGCAGAAAAUGAGAACUCAGACGGAGGAGCUGCGCUACAAGUACAGCGCGUGCGACGCAGCCUUGCCCCAGGGCCCCGGCCUUCCGCCGCAGCAGCCCGGCCGCGGCGGCGAGAAGGCUCUUGCGCUCAGCCCGCCCCGCGCCUCCGAAGCCUCACAGACGUCUUGAUCGGACAAAGAGUUCUAAUACCCUAACGAGUGUACGUUCAUGUCCGAGAACUCGUAAGACAAAAGGACUCUAGGCAAAUCUCCGGCUUUCCUCCGAGUUCAGACUUCAUGGGGACCAGAGAGUGCAGUCGUGGGAAGUUGCCAAAUGGUUUGCCCGGAGAGCUGCCCGAGCAGGACACUUGAUCAGUCACUCCAGUGAGAAACCUUACGAAUGCCCUGCAUUCUGGAAAAUCUGUAGUCCAAGCUCAUGUCUGAUCACCCACAGGGCGAUCCGUACGGGUGGGAAACCUUGCAAAUGCGGUGAGUGUGAGAGAACUUUCUAGCAGUGCCCACCCGUCCUCAUCCCAAGGGGAUUCACGCCAAGGACUUUGUAAAUGCCCUCAUGGUCAGCAAGCUUCAGACAGCACGCACACGGCAUCGGAGGUCGGAAGCCCACGGUGGGGAGAAGUACGUAAGGAGCUUCUGACAGAACUAUGACUUUCUUACUCUUCAGAGAAGCCAUACUGGUGGAAGUGUGUCUGUUUGUCCUGAGCGUGGCAGAUGCAUUCGUUGGGAGAGCCUUCUUGGGUUUGCACCAAAGAAACCCGAUCUGAGGAAAGACCGUAGAGUCUCUGAACGCGGAAAGCUUCUGUCCGCGCCCGCCCCCACGGCUCUCGGGCGCUCACAUGAGUGGAAAAGCCCCGCGAUCUGCAGAACGCCUUGUGAGAAACUCUCCUACCUUACUGGGUCCCACAGGGCGUGCUCUGCAGAGAAGUCUCUGCCAGGGAGAGACCGAUUGUGGACCGUGUCAUACCGUAGGUGUGGAGCGAACUACUCUGCUAGUUAGUUGACCCACACGGUAGAGAGGACUUCUCACGGAGUCGGUAUGUGAACAGGUGUUUGGACCCCCAGGAUCCUGUUCUGGGGGGGCCAGGGCAGGUCGCGGUGGGCCUCAUGGGUAACUCAGGUAAAGAUGCUUUUCUUUUAUCUGAACCACUUAAUGAUUACUUUCGCUUUUUAAAAUUUGGAAAUCCAGUAAAGGAAAGGAUGUAACCUUGUGAUAGAAGGUGUGACACGUUACUGUCGGCGGAAAGGAUUCUGUUGCCUUUGCCUCUGUCCCAUUUUUUAUUCUGGACCAGAAUGGGGACCAGUGUACAGUAGCCUGGGAACCGUUUGCUGGCAGUGAAAAGACCUGAACGGCCGGGGAGUAGUCACCCUAGAUCAGAGCCCUCCCCAGAGUUCCCCCUGCGGAGGGCCAACCUUACGGAGAGAGGCAGAGCACUCAGCUUUUGUCUGCUUUGUGCGUUAAGGCGUCCGCUCAGAGUUUCCGUUCCCUGAAAUAGCUCUGAGAUGAUCACUGGUAUUGGAAAUCUCAGCUUUAGAGAUGAAUUUUUUCCAACUCAGAAAUGCAAAUUUCAGCAGAAUGGUCCUGAUGUUGCUGGCGUGUGCGUAGUUGAGACUUCAUCACGUCUCUUUCAGUGAUAAGAUGCGCUCCCCCGCUCUUAGCAGAGUGAUUAAGGGAACCAUAAGAACGGUGUAAGCCUGAGUGGGCACAGAAUAGAACACAUAAUGAUGUGUUAUUAAUGAAGGAGCUAAACUUCUUGAUUCUGAGUAUCCCGACUCCAAAGCUGGUGUUCUUGUCACUCUGUUCGCCUGCUGUUUAUAUAGCAAAUCAAGCCCCAUGAUGAUACACGCCUUUGGUUUAUUUCAGUUCUGCCCAGGAAAGAGAGAAUACUUUUUAUUCCCAGGGAAAGGAUUGCAGUCACCACAACACAAGGUAUCUGUUUGACUUGGAAUGUAGGAUUCUACAUGCUAGAAGGGAAAAUUAGUUGGCAGAUUCAUCAGAGGUUUAAGGAUGAGCAUGUGCCCGCAACUUACCAGGAUAAUUAUGAUUAUCUUUAACAUUCUCUAGAAAUACUGUAAUUAAUGCAGGGAUUAUAAAUAGACAGUUCUGAGGGUUUUUUUCCUUUCUCUCAGAUUAAGAGACAUUCAGCAUAAAUACUUAAGAUUCCUACAGUAUCUAGGACUGUAGACGGAUGAGUGCAUAUAUUGUGGCUAGCGCGGCUUCUCUGGGUUAGUUCAGCAAGCCCCUGACCGCCAGAGAGCGCGCAUUUGGACUCGUGGGUGGCCAGCCGCUGCCUUGUGUGUGGCUCUGAGCUUUGAUCCUAGUGACUGGUUGGUGAUCUUCCUAACCUUGGGGUCCGUGGAUAGAGCAUAUGGUGGUAAUAAGGAAUCUGAUUCUAGGGGAUUUUUUUUGUUUGUGUGUUUUUUUGUUUUUUUGGGUUUUUUUGAAAACAAAUGCUGGAAGUUUAUUCCGUCUCAUGUGUUUUAGCAAUUUUCAAGUAGCUUUUACACCAUGAAAAGUUGCCCAGUGUGAUAAAACACGCAAGAUGUAUCUGUUUCUCUUUGGUGCAAACCAUCCCCAUCACUAGUUGUAAUACUUAAAAUGGUAUUGGGUGUAUGGCCUGGUGGUGGUGACAGUCCUUGUGGCUGCUUGUGAGUCAUUAGAACUUGGAGAAGGGGCAGAGUGUGUAUCCUUGGCCGGGCAGUGACUUGCCCCUUCUUUCAACUAAUCCUACUGGUAAUUGUCUCUAGUCUUUUGAGUAAAUUAAGGAUGGACCAUCCCUCGGAAGGAGAACAGUAGGGGUACGGGCCGGGUCUGAGGGUGAGGGCGUUUAACUGUGGGGGAGAAGGUGUUGGUGUUACCCCUAGAGCGAACCUGAGGUUGGAGAGGACCACUUGGGAGCCUGUAACCAAAACUGGAAGGUAGCUUCUGGGACGGAUGGGGGUUCUCUCGAGACAGCGCCAACCUAAAUCUACCUCAGGUAAGUAGUUAGAGCACCUUUCAGGGUUCCAGACCAAACGAGACACUUGUACUCAGUCCGUGUGUUCCUACGCUUUAAUGUUUUUGUUUCUCCUUAAUUCUUAAAUAAACUUCUAUUCUGAAAAACUC